AUGAAUAGAAAAAAGGAUCAAGAAUCUUUAAUAUUUCUGAUCACAAAUCAUCUUUAUAAAAUCACAGUUAUCUCACAAACCAUGAUUUUAAUCAUGGCUAUUGCCUUAAUAUUUGGAAGUAUACUAUACUCUACAAUACCACCUGAAGAUAUCCCAUUUUCUGGAUAUACAGCAGUUCUUUGGAUGCUAUUUUUAAUUGUAUAUCAAUUUAAUCAAAUAAUAGUUCCAAUUCAAAAUCUUCUAAUAUUUCUUUUGGCUUUUCAAAGAUUCCUUCUUUAUUUCUUCCCAAAUUCUGAAAAAUAUAUAAUUCCUUCUGAAAAACGAUUCAAAUGUUUUAUUCGAUGGCUGUAUUUUAUAGCGAGUUUCGGGAAUGUUCUAUAUAUUUUUUAUUUGUUGGUUUGCUGGGCAGCAAGAUUCAAUCAUAUUGAUCUCUGUCAAAAUCAGGAGAAAUGGUCGACUAUAAAUUCAGCGAUUUUUAUAAUCCUCGAUGUUUUAGUCAUGCUUUCAUCAAUUUUUUAUAUAUUCAUUUUGAUCAGUGUUCUGAAAUUCAAAAGACUUGCUCCAAUUUUGAUGAAACAUAAUAUUGAAAAAGCAAUUGCAUAUCAAUCUUCAGUUUUGAUAAUUGUAAAACUAUUCAGUAUUCCAAUGAUGUUUGUCUCAUUUUCUCUGAUAGAUAUAGAUCCGAAGUAUUUAUCAUGGAAUUCUAUUAUGAAUAUGGUAAAGAUUACCUAUGACGUGGCAAUCAAUUUUAUAUUUUUCAAAUUUCAGAUUUACUACCCCCUAUUCUUUAUUGAUAUUCUAACAACACCCAUCGUAUUUCAAAUCACAUAUUUAUUUUGCAACAAAACAAAUCUGGAAAUUUUGCUGAAAAUGAAUUUCAGAAAAUUGAAAACUUGGUUGAUUAUUUGUUGUGGAGCAUCUUCGAAUAGUAUUGAUUAUCGACUCGAAUUACCUAAUCUGAGCAGCGAUUUGACUUUGGCCACAACGUAG
Messenger RNA from Caenorhabditis angaria, 990 nucleotides. NCBI's taxonomy places the organism in Eukaryota, Metazoa, Nematoda, Chromadorea, Rhabditida, Rhabditidae. The record is from the annotation of a GenBank genome assembly.